Molecule: messenger RNA, 1422 nt
Organism: Esox lucius (northern pike)
Lineage: Eukaryota; Metazoa; Chordata; Actinopteri; Esociformes; Esocidae
Product: E3 ubiquitin-protein ligase TRIM39
Exons: 6
Coding region: 1-1422 (473 amino acids)
Molecular function (GO): protein binding; zinc ion binding
Source: RefSeq, a predicted model, not a curated record
AUGGCUUUCAAAUAUUCUCCCCCAGAAGAAGAUCUCAACUGUCCUGUAUGCUGUGAUAUCUUCAAGAAUCCUGUCAUCCUGUCAUGUAGCCACAGCUUCUGUAAAGUAUGCCUGGGGGAAUACUGGAAUCAAAAGAAAACCUGGGAAUGUCCAAUUUGCCGGAGACGAUCAUCAAAGCGCAACCCUCCAUUUAACUUGGCAUUAAAGAACAUGUGUGAGAACUUUGUACAAGAGAGGACUCUGAGAGCUUCAGCUGGGUCUGAGACCCUCUGCAGUCAGCAUGGGGAGAAACUCAAGUUCUUCUGUCAAGAACAUCAACAUCCUGCCUGUGUAGUGUGUCAGACUUCCAGAAAACACCUAAACCACAAGUUCUGUCCUAUAGAUGAAGCUGCACAUGAUUAUAAGGAGGAACUCAAGACUGCACUGAAGCCCUUACAAGAGAAACUGAAAGAUUUCAAUAAAGUUAAGUUAACUUGGGACCAAUCAGCAGUGCACAUUAAGUACCAGGCUAAGCACACAGAGAGCCAGAUCAAUGCUGUAUUUGUGAAGCUUCAUCAAUUUCUACAAGAAGAAGAGGAGGCCAGGAUAGCGUCUCUGAAGAAGGAAGAGAAUCAGAAGACUCAGACGAUGAUGAAGAAGAUAGAAGAGAUUAGCAAAUAUAUAUCAUCCCUUUCAGACACAAUCAGAGACAUAGAAGAGGAGAUGAGAGCUGAUGAUGCUUCAUUUGUACAGAACUACUCGUUCACGAUUAAAAGAGUCCAGUGCAGUCUGCCAGACCCAAAGAUGGUUCCAGGGGAGCUAAUAGAUGUAGCCAAACACCUGGGCAACCUGACGUUCAUAGUCUGGGAGAAGAUGAAGGUCAUUGUUCAGUACAGUCCCAUUAUUUUGGACCCCAACACUGCCUACCCAGCUCUGCUCCUGUCUGAUGAUCUGACCAGUGUGAAACAUAUUUACACACAGGAGCUUCCUGACAACCCAGAGAGGUUUGAUCUGAGUGAAUUUGUUCUGGGCUCUGAAGGCUUCACCUCAGGUACGCACAGCUGGGAUGUUCAUGUUGGAGACCAUCCAAACUGGGCGAUAGGUGUGAUCCAGAAGUCUGUCUCCAGGAAAGGACGUGCUUUUUGGGAUGGAACCUGGGGAAUACAAUUCCAAAAUGAUAAAUACGUUGCAGUGAGCCCAUUUCACAUAUUACAUCCCCUUUUAGUGAAGCAGAAAGCCCAGAUUAUCAGAGUGCAGCUGGACAUGGACAGAGGAAACCUGUCUUUCUCUGACCCUGUCAGUAACACACAGUUGCAUACAUUUACAUACAUCUUCCUUCAGAGUGUCUUUCCACUCUUCUAUCACCCGCUGUUUUCACUCGUACAUGACCAGUCAUUGACAAUUGUGCCAGUAAAAGUCUCGAUAAGAGACAGUUGGACCUGA